Messenger RNA from Ochotona curzoniae (black-lipped pika), 8440 nucleotides. Its product is annotated as nebulette-like. The record is from RefSeq and is a predicted model, not a curated record. Gene Ontology annotation, biological process: cardiac muscle thin filament assembly. Gene Ontology annotation, molecular function: actin filament binding. Lineage: Eukaryota; Metazoa; Chordata; Mammalia; Lagomorpha; Ochotonidae. The transcript has 28 exons. Gene Ontology annotation, cellular component: Z disc.
UAUGAAUGAAUUGAGUUAAUGACAGACAAAUACACUUUCUCUUUUGAAUUUCUUAACCAGUUUAAAGAAGGUUGACUUUCAAAGUCCAUAAAAUUGAAUUCUGCACGAGAACAUGUUCUUUACACUGGUGAGGCUAGCCGGGACAGACCUCUGGGAUCCUGUUCCACUCACUCACACACUGUUGAGAUAAGGAGAGUGAAGGGUGAGCUAAAUAGAAGGGGAGCAGGGCAAGGUCAUUCCUGCUACAGUGUCUGAAGCACCAGGAGCUCCAGGGCAGUGUGGGGCAUAAAAGAUCCUACACUAGUAAUUGAAAAUAACACGCAGUUUGGAAGGGUAAAAAUGAAGGUCCCUGUACUGGAGGAUGUAAAAGAUGAAACUGAAGAGGAAAAAAUAGGGGAAGGAGAAAAUGAAGACAAGGUGUUCGUGCAGCCGGUUAUUGAAGACCUGAGCAUGAAAUUGGCUAGAAAAUGCACCAGACUAAUUAGUGAUAUCCAUUAUAAAGAAGAGCAUAAGAAGUCAAAGGACAAGUGUACAUUUGUGCCUGACACACCUUUGCUAAAUCAUGUAAAACAAAUCAGUGCUUUUAUUUCUGAGGCAAAAUAUAAAGGCACCACUAAGGCGGACCUUUCAAACUCUCUUUAUAAACAGAUGCCAGCCACAAUCGACAGCGUCUUUGCGAGAGAAGUCACACAGCUGCAGAGUGAGGUUGCCUACAAGCAGAAACAUGAUGCUACCAAGGGAAUUUCAGAUUAUGCCCACAUGAAGGAGCCACCUGAGAUCAGACAUGCCAUGGAGGUCAACAAGCGCCAGAGUAAUGUUUCUUAUAGGAAGGAUGUACAGGACACCCACACGUACAGUGCGGAACUUGACAGACCAGAUAUCAAGCUGGUAACUCAGCUCUCCAAGAUCGUAAGCAAUGCAGAGUAUAAGAAAGGACAGGGGAUAAUGGAUAAAGAGCCUGCUGUAAUUGGAAGACCAGAUUUUCAACAUGCUGUGGAAGCUUCUAAACUUUCUAGUCAAAUUAAAUACAAAGAAAAAUUUGAUAAUGAAAUGAAGAAGCAUCACUACAACCCUCUCGAAAGUGCCUCUUUCAGACAAAGUUGGUUCGCCACUACCCUGGCAAGUGAUGUGAAGUACAAGAAAGACAUUCAAAAUAUACAUGAUCCGGUUUCAGAUCUCCCAAAUUUGUUGUUUUUAGACCAUGCUCUGAAAGCUAGCAAAAUGCUGAGUGGACGUGAAUAUAAAAAACUUUUCGAGGAAAACAAAGGCGUGUAUCAUUUUGACGCAGACGCUGCAGAGCACCUGCACCACAGAGGCACUGCCACCCUCCAGAGCCAGGUUAAAUACAAAGAAGAAUACGAGAAAAACAAGGGAAAAUCAAUGCUUGAAUUUGUUGAGACACCAUCUUACCAGGCUUCAAAAGAGGCACAGAAGAUGCAAAGUGAGAAAGUUUACAGAGAAGAUUUUGAGAAGGAGAUUAAAGGAAGGUCUUCGCUGGAUUUAGACAAGACUCCAGAAUUCUUACAUGCAAAGUACAUCACCAACCUUCUGAGGGAGAAGGAAUAUAAAAAAGAUUUGGAAAAUGAGAUAAAAGGGAAAGGAAUGGACCUGAGUUCAGAAGUUCUUGAUAUUCAGAGAGCAAAGCGAGCAUCUGAAAUAGCCAGUGAGAAAGAAUACAAGAAAGACCUGGAGUCAAAAAUUAAAGGAAAGGGAAUGCAAAUUGGCACUGACACCCUGGAAAUCCAGCGUGCCAAGAGAGCUGUUGAAAUAGCAAGUGAGAAAGAGUAUAAAAGAGAUCUGGAGACUGAAAUCAAAGGGAGAGGAAUGCAGGUCAGUGCUGACACCCUUGAUGUCCAGAGGGCGAAGAGAGCAUCUGAGAUGGUCAGUGAGAAACAUUAUAAGAAGGACUUAGAAAAUGAAAUUAAGGGGAAAGGCAUGCAGGUGAGCGUGGAUAUCCCAGAUAUACUUCGAGCCAAGAGGGCCUCUGAAAUCUAUAGCCAGACAGAGUAUAGCAAAGAAGCAGAGGAAAUAUUCUCUAACUAUUUCACUGCAGUAGGCACUCCUGAAAUGCAGUGAAUUAAGACAACUCAAGAAGACAUUAGUACAGUGUUUUAUAAAAAAGAAAUAGGAGCUGGCACAGCAGUAACAGACACUCCAGAGAUUGAGCGAGUGAAGAAAAACCAGCAGAAUAUUAGCUCAGUGAAAUACAAAGAAGAGAUUAAGCAGGUAACAGCAAUUUCUGAUCCUCCGGAACUGAAGAGAGUUAAAGAAAACCAGAAGAACAUCAGCAAUCUUCAGUAUAAAGAGCAAAGCUACAAAGCCACUCCAGUAAGCAUGACCCCGGAGAUGGAGAGGGUGAAGAAGAACCAGGAGCAGCUGAGCGCGGUGAAAUACAAAGAAGAGAUCAAACAGGCAACUGCAAUUUCUGACCCCCCAGAGCUGAAGAGAGUGAAGGAAAACCAGAAGAAUAUCAGCAAUGUUUAUUAUAAAGGUCAAUUGGGCAGAGCUACUGCAUUAAGUGUAACUCCUGAAAUGGAAAGAGUAAAGAAGAAUCAAGAAAACCUCAGCUCGAUAAAAUACACCCAGGAGCAUAAAAAGAUGAAAGGUAGACCAAGUUUGAUUUUAGAUACUCCUAGUCUGAGACAUGUGAAAGAAGCUCAAAACCAUGUUUCCAUGGUGAAAUAUCAUGAAGACUUUGAGAAGACGAGAGGAAGAGGCUUCACGCCCGUGGUGGAUGACCCCGUGACGGAGAGGGUCAGGAAGAACACACAGGUGGUCAGUGACGCUGCCUACAAAGGUGUCCACCCCCACGUGGUGGAGAUGGACAGGAGACCCGGGAUCAUUGUGGACCUCAAAGUUUGGCGCACAGAUCCUGGCUCCAUCUUCGACCUUGAUCCCCUGGAGGACAAUAUCCAGUCUAGGAGUCUACACAUGCUGUCUGAAAAGGCAAGUCACUAUAGGAGACAGCGGUCUCGCUCUCAUUCCAGCAGCACUUUUGGUACAGGUCUGGUUGAUGACAAGUCUGAAAUCUCGGAGAUUUACCCGAGCUUUUCGUGCAGCAGUGAGGUCACAAGGCCAUCUGACGACGGAGCACCUGUUCUUCCUGGAGCCUACCAGCAAAGCCAUUCCCAGGGCUACGGGUUCAUGCACCAGGCCAGUGUGUCAUCCAUGAGGUCCAUGCAGCAUCCUCCAAAUCUAAGAACCUACCGAGCCAUGUAUGAUUACAGCGCCCAGGAUGAAGAUGAAGUCUCCUUCCGAGACGGCGACUACAUUGUCAACGUGCAGCCCAUCGAUGAUGGCUGGAUGUAUGGCACCGUGCAGAGGACAGGCAGAACAGGGAUGCUUCCGGCCAAUUACAUUGAGUUUGUUAAUUAAGUCUUUCUCUUUGUCCUUUCUGCUUUACUCUCAUGUAUUCUAAACCUUUUUAAAAGAUAGGUGAUACUUUUAAGGAAAUUUGGCAGUUAUUUUACAAUAAUGUAUCCUUACUUUGACGAGUAGACACACAGGUACCAGGAAGAAUGACUUCUGGGGUGAAAGCAGCAGCAUUUUCGCUAAUUCUUAUACACAAAAUUGUUAAUGUCUGGAGACCUGGUGCUGCUAACUGUGUUUGUGAUUUUUUUUUUUUUUUUGAUUGGCUAUUGAACCCUUCUGGGAAAAUGUAUUUUUGUAGAUUUUAAUAGAGGUGUUGAUUGUCCCUUCAAUGUAAUGAGUAAUAUACGAUUUCUUAGCUGUCACUUUGGAAUCACCACCAAGAAGCCAAUCCACUUAACUCAGUAAUGCAGCCAAUAACUUAAAUACUGAUGAGCUUUUGAGUCACUAGGCGAUUUCUUGCUCAAGCAAAAAUUGCCUAAGACAAUCAAUGGAAGCGUUGGGGAUAAGACAGUCUGGUUAUAAUUAUGUGGACUAGUGGCCUUAGGGACCUAGAGAUGUCCACGUUUUCUAGACUGACUUGAGAUCUCUUUGUUCUCAUUUGUACGCUCCAUCUCCAUUCUCUGGACCCUGGUGUACAGUGUCAGGACCAAGGCCCUUCACAGCUGCUCUAAUGGGGCCACUGUGAUGUCAUGUUUUCCUGGCCGUCCUGACUCCAUUGCAUGUCCCGUAAGUUCCAGCUUCUGUAACAUAGGCAACUGCGCUGCCCACUCCUGUAAUUAAAGCAAAAAGUGUGGCUGCUCCCUAUGGCCCUUCCUCUAGUUGCCGGUUCAUCAGAAUUACAUAUUUUGAAAAGUUGCUUGAGAUUUUCCUGCUGCAUUGUACUCUAGUUUUGAGGGAUUUACAUCUUAGAAAAUAACAUGUAUACUCUAGUAAAUAAGUGAUCUAGGUGUUUAUCAAGCAGCUUUCAUUAACUUAGCACUGCUGUUGAUUUUAAAGUGAAGAAAAAUUAAUAGGAACCAGUGGGGGGGGGGAUGGACUGUGGAAUGUUUGAGGGGAAAAAAUUCCCAGCAAACCAAAAGUGGCCAAGUCCACCUUGUGGUGAUGUGGCUUCUGAGUGCAAAAACUGCCAUUCAGAUCCUAGCCACUGAUGCUGGUUCUUAAGAAUUCCUAACACUUUCUGCAUCACCUUAGUGGAUGAGGUAAGGAGUGAUUUUUCAGGUAUAUGCCCAACAUGCUCUCCACUAAGACAGCAAUAGUUGUCACCUUUUGGUUUUCAAAUGAGUGACUUUGCAGGGUUUUGCUUCAUGCAUAACCAUCAGUGCGUAUAUUGCUGGUGGACCCUGAAGCUUCACCUGGGGGCUGCAGUCAAGGUGGGCAGCCACUCUGAAUGUGCCCUUUGUGACCUGCAACAGGGUGGCUUUCUUAGAGGCUCUGACUCUGGAAAUGCACACUAAAAAGGCAAAGUUGCAAGCAUGUCAUCCAAUUUAUGGGCUGUGGGAGUGCCCACCUUACGUGAUGUAGUCAAGGAAGUUAACAGCAGGUUCUGCAAGGCAUCUUUAUUGCAAUGUUUACCAGCCCAGAGGACAAAGCUGACUCACUGAUGUUUAUGAUUAUUUAGCUCAAUAGUUUUGAAAAUCUAUAAUUUCAUUUUAUUAGACUGAAAGAGGAAAAACUUUAUUACAUCCAAGUUUCAUCUAUGCUACAGUGAUAUACAAUUUAAAAAAUUGAGGCAAAUAGAGUUUGGGGAAGGCAUUUGAGAGAUUACCAAUAACCAGCUUCACUGAUUCUUUGAAAUGAUUGAUCAUGGUUAAAUUGAUUAAACCUAUUUGAAUUCUGAGGUUUGUCUAUACAAACAUACCAAUACAAGCUGAAUUUGCAGUAUUUUUGGGUAAAUCUGUGCAUUAGAAUCUAGGGCGAUAAGCCCACCCGUUUUUAUCAUAGAGUAUGUAUUUAUGUUUCACCCGGGAGACCACUGUUGGUGAUUUUAAAAGCAUUUGUUGAUUGCGUUUCCAGGCUAAAUGUAGAAUUUUUGAGAAAUAACACAUUUAUAGGAAGCUCAAAGCAGACUGUCCUGAAACUGCUUAUAGUUAGUACAGUUACCAUUCAGUAGCAGUUUGAUAUCUCCUGUUUUUCACAUCCAUUGAUUUCAAAGUCAUAUUUGUUGAAUGUGAAGUCGGCACCUAUUUGGGUAAAGUCUCGUGAUGUUUGUUUAGCUCCUAGCCAUUAUCAACUGGUCAGAAUCCAGAGGGUGAAUCAUCCUAUGAUAAAGACAGAGGCAGCACACGACAUUGCAUGCAGUUGGGGUUGCCAUUCAAUGGUAUUGGUAUCUUUACUAAAGCUUUGUCAGGAUAUUAAACUUCUCAGUAGAAAUACAGGAAACACAGAUGUGUGAUACCAAAGUGCUAUUUUUACAGCAUUAUUUUUUUAAGCACCGUUCUGGAAAUAGCUCUUCCACCUGCCACAUGCCUCCUGCUCCUCUUCAGCUUGGCUACAGUGACCUUACCUGUAACACUGACAGCUAAAGAAGAGUUGUGAAAACAAGUCCUUAAAAAAUCAAGAAGACUGCAAGUGCCCACACACAGAAGGCUACACCCUGAUUUUCUAAGUGGGAUGUGUUCUCAAGCCUGAGUAAAGCACAACGAGUAGUUUAAUAUGCUUUUAUAAGGCUUUGAAAACAAAAUUGUAUGUGGGUCAUCUCUCGAAAAGGGAUCACAACAGAAUAUCAUGUUGUUUUUGUAGUUAAUAUUUCUACUAGUGCCUGUUCUCAGGAAAGCUUGCUAUUUCUGACCUGUUGCGAAAUGAAUGCUCGAUGUCUUCUUGGUAUUGUCUGCACAUCGCAGUGUAACUCAGUUUGAGAUAUUUAUCUGGUUGUCAGCUCUCCCCAGAGGCCUGGGCCUGACCCCAGGGGACCACGCAGGGAUUUGUAAGCACAAUUUCACAAGCACCUGUCUGAGUGUGGCUGGCAUGAGAGUGGCUCCUUUUCUGCCGGAAGGUGAUGAGACUGUGGGUCUGCCAGUUUGAACGUUCCUUGUCCCUCCAUGCAGAGCUCUACAGCGCUCUAUAGGUUAGGAAGACUUUUCUGAAAGACACAGUGGAAGUACAAGUGGCACCCCUUGUUUUCAGGUUCAUGAUUUCCCACGGACUGUUUCUAAUUAGAAGAUGGUAUGUAUGAUCUUUGCUAACGCAUUGCUAUAUAAAGUGGAUAUAGUUUAAACCAAGAUUAUAACACAGAUAUAUACAAAAGAGGUGCCUUUCUGAUUACCCUGUUUAUCUGUUAUGCUCUUGGAAAGAAGGCUAAACAAGCAAAAUUUUUCCUAUUCUAUAGUGAUAUUUUAUUAUAAAUGGUAUUUUCGUGGUGGGGAGAUGGGAAUGCCCCUGAGAAAUAUUAAUGGUGGUAGCUAAUUGUAUUUACCUGUAAAGGUUUAGAAUUUUAGAAAAUGUUGACUUCCAUCUAUUUCUGAAAGAUUCCUUAUGGAUUUAUAUAUAGUUGAGAUAUAGAAACAUUAAAUUUAGCUUUGGUAUUUGAAAUAUCUAUUAUAAGAGAAUAAUUUUGUUAGAAGGCUGAAUUCGCUAUAUAAAAUGAACUUUGUUUGCUUCUGAUAAUCUAACAUGACUAGAUUGCCGUAGUUUUGGGUGGCUUGACAUGGAGAUGAGACUAUUUUAGGCAAACAAGUCGCGGUACAACCUGUCUUACAGAUACUGAAAAGGGAGUGUCUCUCUAGCGUGUCCCAUAAGGGCCCCUUCCAGGCAAUAGGUUGUCAACUAUUGAUGGUCAAGAAAAUCGAGACAUCCUAUGAGACUUCUGUGGUCAUCCUCCUGUGAUGCUCAUGCUACUGGAAUUCAUGGGCCUGGGGAGCUGCCCAGGCAAAUUUUCUGCCCAUUCUGUCCAUAUUAUUUUGGUAAAUUCAUGGGAAUUGCAUAUGCUGUUUGUGUUUGAAAUGUGGUGUUCGGUUUGCAUAGUAUCUACUUCUUUGUGAUCCAGUUGCUGAUAAAAAGGAUUGCUUCAAAGGAAAAACUCUAUCACAGUCCCACUCUCCAGUGUCCAUAUAAUGAGCUUCUGUACAUUUGGGGAAGCAGCACCAAGGGUGUGACAGAUGUGAUAUAGAACUAUUGGCUUUUGACCUGUGGAAAAAUGCAAAAUUGAACCAUUGCAGUUUGGCUUCUACUUCCUUUGAAACACGUAGAAUUGUGACUGAUGAUAAAUAUGCAAGACUGUACUAACCUUGAGAACCUAGCCGUUUUGAAGCAAACAUUCAAAAUGUUUUUCAAAUGAAGAGGCUUAUUGGAUGGUACAAUGUUAUUAACAAAAUUUGGUGUUGGUUAUGCAAAUUGUUAACACCAGCUAUUAAAAUAUAUUUUAGUAGAAAUGCUUUAAUUCAUUUUUUUUUCCUCUACACUGUGAAUCUUUAAGCCUUGGUGGUGGACUAGAGCAACAUUGUGCUGUCCAAAGGACUAACCUAUGCAAAUUAGUUCAUAUUUUAGUGGAUGUCAUAGUAGAUGUGUAGUAAGACAUUAUUUCUCCCCAGCAUAAUGUACAAUGGCAUUGAAAUAACACAUUCAGCCCAGCAUCAUGUAUGUAUAGCAUAGUCACUCACAGACCCUUCAAGGCAAUCAUAAUCAUUAGUAUUUGUAUUCAUGUGGAAGCGAAUCACUGAUUUAUCUUUAGAAGCAACUUGAGCAAUGUAAAAAGAAUGACAAAUGGGCUCGAUGACUGUGGCUUUCAUGUGGUCCCUGCAAGUGGUCUCCUAUGAUAGAAUUGUGUUCUCAGAUGCACUCUCUUCAGGGUCUUAAAAGUUGGUGUCUUCUUUCUGUAUUUGUAAAACAUUAAAAUGCAUUAAUUUCCUAUCUUUACACAUCUGGUUUGCUUAAAUAAAUGCAGGAUAUAACAAAGUGGUUCUACUUCUUGACUCUCACCGUGUUUCUUGGCACAUGGGUUAUUGGAUGCAGGCUACACUCCCUGAAAGCACACUGGGUGUUAGAAUUGUCGUGAUAGUUCCCAUCUUAUCUGUCACAGAUGUGUGUUGACUUAGGGCAUUUCCACUGGUGAGUCAUUCAAGAUGUGCUUUCU